GAUAAACGUGCCGUGCCAAGUUUAUCAGAAAAGGCAGCAACGAACCUAUUAUUAGCCUGGGAAUAUAAUAACCAUAAUCAUCAUCCUCAUCAAAGUUUGAUUGUUACGUACAACAGAACAAAAGGCGUGUUGUGUCUCUGAAGACGGUGAAUCUUGUUGGGUGAUUCCAAACCCUGUUACCUGCUCGCUCGGAAUCACUCAAUUUCCCUUAGGGGGAUUCAUCUCUUCACACUGCACAACCAUCUUCUUCCAGCAUCCACGCUCCUACCCUCUUGUCAAUUCAGGAUCCUUGAGCUGUGCUUGGCAACCUAACCAUGGAAACAGAUACUACUGCCCUUAGUUAUUGGUUGAAUUGGAGGUUCUCCAUCUGUGCGCUGUGGAUUAUAUUCACCAUGGGUCUAGGAUCAUUUUUGAUAUGGAAGUAUGAGGAAUUCAACAAAUCAAGAGAUGAGAGGGGUGAGAGGCAGCAGCAAAGAGCUGGGUUGCUAUAUGAGGAUGAAUUGUGGAAUACAUGUCUUAAAAGAAUUCAUCCUGUUUGGCUGCUUGCUUACAGAAUAGUUUCUUUUAUUGUGCUUUUGGGUUUGCUCAUUGGCAAUAUGGUUGCGGAUGGAGUUGGCAUAUUAUACUUCUACACACAGUGGACCUUCACUUUGGUCACUAUUUACUUUGGGCUUGCAUCUUUUUUCUCUAUAUACGGAUGUUUCUUUAAACACGAUAAAUUUGAGGGCAACACAGUCGGUUCAGCUUGUUUAAAUACAGAACGAGGCACUUAUGUGGCUCCUACAAUUGAUGGGGAUACAGAUAUACCCCAUAUGUAUAAGAGCACUGAUGCCUAUCAGGAACCUCAUACUCAAAAUACUGCUGGUGCAUGGGGUUAUAUUUUUCAAAUAAUGUUUCAGACGUGUGCAGGUGCUGUAGUGCUCACUGACUUGGUCUUCUGGCUCGUUCUUUAUCCUUUUUUGGCACCCAAAGAUUUCAGACUGGGUCUGUUCGCUGUUUGUAUGCACUCCGUUAAUGCGGUAUUCCUUCUUGGUGAAACAUCAUUGAAUGGCAUGAGAUUUCCAAUGUUUCGAUUUGCAUAUUUUAUCCUGUGGACCGGCAUAUUUGUGAUUUUUCAAUGGAUCAUACAUGCCUUUGUUUCAAUGUGGUGGCCUUAUCCUUUCCUUGACUUGUCAUCCCCAUAUGCACCCUUGUGGUAUUUUGCAGUGGGUGCACUGCACAUUCCAUGCUAUGCAAUCUUUGCUUUGGUAGUGAAGGUGAAGUACUUGUGGUUGUCAAGAUUGUUUCCUGGUUCAUGUCAAGUUGUAAGCUGAUAAUACAUGCCACAACAUUAAUCAGAGGAGUUGGGCUACUUUCAACACGGUCAAAGCAUUUUGAAGACGAAAUUUGGAUAUCCCUCACCCCAAAAGAAAGAAAGAAAGAAAAAACAAAGUGUUUAGAGGACCGUGUCAUUUUUUGUGGGGGAAAUUGUGGAGAUAUAUUUGUACUACAAUUAGGAUUGAAUUCAGAGAAGUUCUGUGGUCUAUUUUGUAAAUGCAUGAUUGAAUACCCAUUUGCCCAUUAUACAAUUCUGAUCCAUUUUGUAA
Molecule: messenger RNA, 1586 nt
Organism: Lotus japonicus
Lineage: Eukaryota; Viridiplantae; Streptophyta; Magnoliopsida; Fabales; Fabaceae
Exons: 9
Coding region: 315-1313 (332 amino acids)
Cellular component (GO): membrane
Source: RefSeq, a predicted model, not a curated record